Caenorhabditis remanei is the source of this 321-nucleotide messenger RNA. RefSeq lists its product as uncharacterized. The transcript is spliced from 3 exons. NCBI's taxonomy places the organism in Eukaryota, Metazoa, Nematoda, Chromadorea, Rhabditida, Rhabditidae. The coding region runs from base 1 to 321 and encodes 106 amino acids. The record is from RefSeq and is a predicted model, not a curated record.
AUGGUUGCUGCGACUCCAAUAAAGACGAUGUGGAUCAUUUAUUAUUCUAAGAUAACAAAGAGGGAAAGUGCAACGAUAAUGGAACGCUUAUUCGCUGCAAUUAUGAUUACAGUGGAAGCGUCAUCACGCCCGUUCCCGUACAAGGAUCGCAAUGUGACCAACAUACUCGAUGCGUUUGAUAUUAUCAAAACUAAAAUGGAUUACGAACCAAGCCUGUCAAACAAGAAGAGAAUGGCAAAAUGGAGAAAGAAGUGGGGUAGAAAUAUUUAUGACACUCAGCCUAUCAAAAACGCGAUGGUUCAUAUAAUCCGUGAUCAGUAA